AUGAAUUUUCUACCUUGGACGACAUUCACUCGCACGCUUAUACUGACCUUGGUUUUCCCCGUAUGAGUUCACCAGUCGACAGUAUUGCGAGCGGUGGCGAACACAGUAGCACUAGGCUCAGGAGAAGUCCUGACAGCGUCCACCCAACUUUCACCAUGCCCCAGGAAGACCCGCUUGAAAAUGAACAGCCUAAAUGACGGCUUUGAUGAUGUCGAGUGGGAGCUACAAAAUAAUGGAUUGUAUAUCGGCUCCUACUCUCGUGUCGUCUUGUUAAAUGGUUUUGUGCCGUUAUUUGCAGCGGUCAUCUUCACCGUACUUGCGCUACUUCCCGACUUGGCCUGGCCUAUAGCAAGUUCACCAUCGCCAUACCCAGUAUCAUUCCCCUUCCCAUUACCUGAAAUACUCCUCUCUAGCGCAUUCUUCAGUCUGGCUCAUCUUCUUCGCGUCCCCCUCUACUCACUCGCAUCCCUUUUAUUCCCUUCAGAGUCAGCCUCUUUGGUGUCCACAUUCUUCCAUGUCCUCCUCACCAACGGCCUCCGUCUGGCAGCGUUGGCAAUCCUGCAAGUCAGGCACACCAUGGACUAUCCCAUCCCAACUUGCCAAGACCCCGCAUUCCGCACCGUAUGGUGGCUCUCACUCAACUUUGCAGAAGUUGUUGCUGCCAUAGUACAGGGAUACGAGCAGCUCGCUUACUACCGCGACGUAAUGGUCCCAGAAGGGAGAGAAAUUGAGUUUCUCGAGCGCCUAAAGUCUGGGUCUUUCGAGGAACCAAUAGACGACACUACAUAUCCUCCAGAGCAAGAAGAAUUUGAAGAUGCAUUGGAGAACGGAGAGAGCGCUCGAAGCGUAGAGUCACGAAUCGAUCGUGGGGUGGAGAAGUUGCUUGUAAUAAAGAUGAGAGAGGAACUCGAAGAGGUCUACGGACUGCCUGUUAUCAAAAUCCCCGUCUUCAUAUCGUGCCUGCAGCGUUUCAACUCCAUUUUCCUAUCCGUAGGCCUCAACCUUCUCCUCUCUGCAGCCUACCUCCGCUCGCCACUAUCCUUACCCGUAUCAGACCAGGAUUUCGCGAGGUCCUACGCCAGCUCAAACGUACCGUUCAUCAUCACUUCACCAUUAGUACUGCUAUUGCACUCAUCGCUUGCAGCGCUGCACACCCCAGCAGUUUUACCUCGCAUAGGCCUGCACACAGCCGCAUAUGUAGGCGUGUUGGUUGGUAUAAUGAGCUUCUUUGCGGGCUUGGCUGUGUGGGGUGCGUUGUCGUGAGGCGCGAGGUGACGAAAUAUCAUGUUUUCUUCCUGUAUCUGAUCUAUUUAUCACUGUCGUUUGGGUCGUACAUAGGCAUGUACCUGGAUAAGAUCGAGUUUUACUGCUGUGUUGCAUAUUCGGCUCAAUUGUACACUUGCAUAAGGAUCCACGCGGAACUUACUUAUCUGAUCUGUUUUUCAUUGUCCUUUGGGAGGCAUGUACAUGACGAUAGGAAUAUAUAGGAUCGAGCUUUACUGUUGUGUUGCAUAUUAUCAUUGUUGUCUUAAUAUAUCUAACAUAAGAAUCCACGCGGAUUCUGGAAGUUGUGAUUAAUCGCAAUGCUUGUCAAUGACGUUGCGCCUCAGACUGCCGUUCCUUAUUUCUUACCACGGCACCCACCAUGUAUCACCUCCUCAAAGGCAUGCACGAAUACUUGACGAGGUAAGGCUUCACACC
This is a messenger RNA of Suillus paluster, 1701 nucleotides long. RefSeq lists its product as uncharacterized. NCBI's taxonomy places the organism in Eukaryota, Fungi, Basidiomycota, Agaricomycetes, Boletales, Suillaceae. The record is from RefSeq and is a predicted model, not a curated record. Bases 181 to 1263 code for a protein of 360 amino acids. The transcript has 3 exons.